UGUGACGGAACUGAUGGGAGAUUCAGAGACCAACUGAAGCUGGACAAGAGGACUAUCUCUGACCAUCAAGAGCACGAGAACUGAACACUCUGGACUUUACGAUCUACAGAUGAGCAGCAGCAACAGAGAAACCACAAACAAGAGAUUCAAAGUUGCCAUUAAUUUGAAGAAAGUGUCAGCCAAGGAGGGAGAGUCUGUCAUUCUAAAGACUAAUGCUGUAAUACGGAGAAAAGAUGAGUUGCUGUGGCUGUUUGGAGAUGAAAACACUCUCAUAGCUGAAAUCAAAGGAGGGAUUGGAAAGAUCUCCACAUUUGGCGUUGCUGAUAGCAGAUUCAGAGACACACUGCAGCUGGACGAGAAGACUGGAUCACUGAUCAUCACAAACAUCACAACUGAACACGCUGGAGUUUAUACUCUGAAGCUCAUCAGCAGUAAAUUGGCCAAAAGCGAGAGAUGGAAUGUUACUGUCAGAGUGUUGAAGACAAUAGGAAUGAGAGGAAAGAAUGUGACUCUAAACCCUGACACUGAAGUACAGAGAGAUGAUCUGAUCCUGUGGAUGUUUGGAGAUCAAGACAAUCUCAUCGCUCAACUGACCGGAGAGACCGGAGAGACGACAUAUGCUGAUGCAGACGAGAGAUUCAGAGACAAACUGAAGCUGAACAAGAACACUGGAUCUCUGAGCAUCAGUGACAUCACAUCUGGACCUUAUAAUCUACAGAUCAUCAGCAGCAAGAGGACGGCAUACAGGAAAUUCACAGUUUUCAAGUCUUGUGAGUCCGGUCCCAAGACAGUGUCAGUGAUGGCGGGAGAAUGUUUAGUUUUAAUCACUGAUUUUAAGGUAGAAAGAGAUGAGAAAGUGGAGUGGAGAUUUGAAGAUAAAAUUCUCACAACUGGAAUGAAUGGAGACAUCAGUAAGACUUUUUACGGUGGUGAUGUGAGAUUCAGAGGCAGACUGGAGCUUCACCAUCAAACUGGAUCUCUCACCAUCAAAGACACCAGAACCAGCGACACUGGAGUUUAUCAUCUAAAUCUCUGCAGCAGAGGCGGAAAGAACAUUAGCUGGGAAUUCAGUGUUACUGUCAGUGAUUCUAGAGGAAACCGAUUGAAUAAUUCAGCAAUUGUACUGAUGAAUUGAGAGGUUCCUGAUGGAGUAAAUAUGCAGCAGGCCACGAGUCCAGUUUGAUGAGAAGACACUUUUGUGCU
Rhinichthys klamathensis goyatoka is the source of this 1203-nucleotide messenger RNA. RefSeq lists its product as uncharacterized. The record is from RefSeq and is a predicted model, not a curated record. NCBI's taxonomy places the organism in Eukaryota, Metazoa, Chordata, Actinopteri, Cypriniformes, Leuciscidae. The transcript has 5 exons. Bases 110 to 1135 code for a protein of 341 amino acids.